ACUGGCCCAAUGAGAAUGCGCGGAGCUCUAUGGCGGGUAAGCCUAGCGGUCUCGAGACAGGGUUAAAAAGUGAGGAGAGGAGGGGGGUCCAGAACGAACCAAGAAGCAACGGAAAAGGAGGAGGGUCAAAUUUAUUAGACGCGCACCCGCGUGUCUGUUAUGUCUACAGCGGACAUGCAAAGCGCCAGUUCUCAAAACCAGCCUUUCAAAGCUGGGCCCAAAACCUAAAAAAUAAAAAUAAAGGGCGAACUUCUGGUGGGCUUUGCUUUCUUCUGAAGCAAGAAUUGCAAUGGUGGGGUGAGAAAUUAUACAUUAGGAAUCCAUUUUCUCAACUGUUCGUUGUGAAAUUUAGAUACAAGGAUUUUGAAGUCGUAAAUGUAUGUAUUGGGUUGCUGUGAGUUUUCCGGGCUGUAUGGCCAUGUUCCAGAAGCAUUUUCACCUGACGUUUCGCCCGCAUCUAUGGCAGGCAUCCUCAGAGGUUGUGAAGUUAUGUUGGAAAACUAUGCAAGUGGGGGCUUAUAUAUCUGUGGAAUGUCCAGAGUAGGAGAAAGAAUUCUUGUCUGUUUGAGGCAGGUGUGAAUGUUGCAAUUAAUCACCUAGAUUAGCAUUGAAUAACCUUGCAGCGUAAAGGCCUGGCUGCUUCCUGCCUGGGGAAAUCCUUUGUUGAGAGGUGAUUAGCAGGCUUUCAAAACUGGGAUGUACCAGCCCAAAAACUUUAAAAAAAAUAAAAGAUUGACAAUUAUUUCAUCCGAAGCUCUGCUUGCCAUUAAUUGAUUCAGGAUCUCCAGGUUCUGUUGUUGGCUUCUAAAUGUCUGCCACAGCUACAGUUUCAGAAGCAGAGGUCCCAUCAGUGUUAUGGGGCUUGAAUCCUAUAUUUUCAGCCUUUGCAAGAUUGUACAUAAAGGAUAUAUUAGAAAUGACGGAAUCUAAACAGGUGCCAGGUAUAUUCUUUUAUAACAGGCAUCCAAUAAAGCAAGUGGAUAUUCUUGGAACUCUUGUUCUAAUCAAAGAACGAAAUGCCUUCCAUACUUAUGGGGUGGAUGAUGGCACAGGGGUUAUAAGCUGCACCUGCUGGAAAAAUUCACUGGCAGAACAGAAAUCAUUGUCAGAUUUUGAAUCCUCAAGUUGUGGCUUGGAUCUAAUUGAGCAAAUAAGAAAGCUCCAAAUGGCAGUUCACAAGAAAACAAAUCUGCAAAUUGGUGAUCUAGUCAGAGUCCGUGGCUCCAUUCGGGUGUACAGACAGCAGAGAGAAAUAAAGGCUUCUCUCUAUUAUAAAGUUGAUGAUCCUGCAUAUGAAGUCCAGAUUGCAAGGCUGUUAGAGCUCCCACGUCUAUAUAGAGAUAUUUAUGACAAGCCAUUCCAGAUCCCUGAGGAAACAAAGAGCAGUCAAGGUGUGGCCAGCUUGUUUGGCUCUGUCAGUGUUCUAAGUGAAAAGAUAAGAGCCUUUCUAUUGAGGAACAAGAUUCAGAGCUUCUAUAAGCAGGAUUUGGAAACAGUGGAAGAGUUUGUAGAUCUGAUCAGACAGGGCACCGCUGCUGAACAAACAGAUUCCAAGCCACAUUCCUUUUCCAGUUUGAUUAGGGAGUCCUUUCUGGAAGCAAUAAGGAUUCUAGAAAAUAAAGGUGUUCUUUUCCAGAAAUCAAAGAAUCCCAAUGAUAUGUACUAUGUAACUGAGCAAGAUAGAGAAUUGCACAGAGUCACCCUCAAAGUCCUCAAAGAAGAUUGUAAAAGACCAAAAUAUGCUGAAAAAGGCUGCCAUCUCCGUCACAUUCACAAUUGUGUAAAUCAGAACUACAGCCCUUAUGUCACCGAAAUUGUGGUCCGUUGCCUCCUGGACUGGUUGGAGACCAACAGUGAUAUUGUCACUACCAUGGAAGGAUACUAUACUGUAUUUUAAAUUGUGGUAUGCCAUGCCUCCCUAGAGCCAAACUUUGUACAGCAGGCCCAGUAGAUAUAAUUUCUCUACCACAUAGGAUUUGAUUGUGUAGUUCCUGAAUUGUUUCUCAUUUAAAAGAUUAUGUGCCCUGACAUUCCUAGCUACUAUAUGUUACUAAAAAUUUCAGAAAAUACUGCUAUUCCUCACAUAACACAGUAUCUGUUCUAAACAUAAGAAUCUUUCUAAACAGAAAGGAAACUGUCAUGUUGUGAAUGCCCUCUUGUGGUUGGAUAGACGACAAAGCAACAUACGGAUGUCAUAGUUCAAUAAAUAACAAUGGCCUAAACAAUAGGUAGGUAACCUGUUACCCUCCCAGUGCCUUGCACUACAAACACAUAAUCUUUGACGACUGUGCUGCCUGAGGAUCAUGAAGGUUAUAAUCCAAAUAUUUGGAGGGUACUCAGUUGCCUACUACUGAUCUACAGGUAUAGACUUUUGGCAUUUCAGAUUUUAAGUCUGUGAGUUGAACUGAUUAUGGUUUAUGUUACAUAGACAUCCUUAUGCAUACUAUUUAUGUCUUCUACAUACUCUAAGAAUUAUAUUCAUUCUACUUCUAAAAAGAUACAGAAGUGCCUUUAAUUAGAUCCUUCUGACGCCAUAAGAAUUUUUCAAGUCCCAUAUUCUUUUUAAACAAUGCCUUUGUGUGCUCCAUAAAAAGCUUAUAUACCCGUUUCUAUCCCAUUCAAGGAAUAUUGUGAGAAAUGGCAGUCUAUUAGGAAAUUAUUAUCUUAUUUCCUGUAAGAAAUGGACUUAUUGUAGAAUCUGAGGUACCUCAUGCCACAUUACCAUGUGAUUUUUGCAUCCUUGUUUAACUUUGCUUUAAACUGGUUUUCUUAAUGUGAUCACACUUUUUACUAAUAAUGCUCCUCAGAAGAGGUUUCUUUCUAGCUAUUUCAGCAAAUACUGUAUGAUGUUCCAUAUUUCAAUUACCUUAUUUAUUUUUGGAAAGUUAUUUGGCAUUAUCACAAAGAAGCAAGCAGAGAAACCCUCUCAAGCUUAAAAUGCAUUAUCUCUAUAGAAAAGUUAAGGUUUCUGGAAAGCUGAAGCAAGUGUCAAAUUAAAUAUAAUGAUAUGAGAUGGAAAAAAUAAAAGUAUAUACAUUCUUGCCCACAGUCAUUUUAAAAAUGGGUACAUUUCGACUUCACCAUAAUUCAGUAUUGCAAAAUUGCUUCUACAAGUAGGCCAAUGCAUAGGACGAAUUCCAGUAGUAAAUAAAAUCCUUGUGCUUUUUGGAUCUCUGCAGGGAUUAUUCAAAACAGAAAGGUAACCCUGGCUACAUCUUCUGAUCUGGACAUAACAGGAAAGCACCUGACUUUACUAAAGGGUCUAGCAGGGCUAAAACAUGUUCAAAGUUCAAAGCUGAGGACAUGCAGAUAGAAAUAUCUAAUAUGCCACAAACUACCAGAUAGCUUGUUGCUCUUCUCCAGACUCUAGUUGACUAAGCUUACAGACAGUGAGCCAAGGAUCUGAACUAGAGGCUCUGGUGACUGACUGUUUUUCUCAAGAGAUAUGUCCUAACCUGUUGUUAUUACAAGUGUUUGCUAAAUAACAUUCAAUUUGUAAAAACCUUGUUUAAAAGAAAAGGACAGUGAGCGAAGAAGAUUCUGGAAGGUAGUUCUAUUGCCAAUUGAGCAAUUUCUUCUAGAACUACCAGAAAGAAAUUAAGUUAAUUCUGCAGUGAAAAGUAUGUGUGAAACUGUAAGCAUACUAGAAAGAUCAAACGUAUACAUAUAGUGUUUCAUGUUGGAGCAUCUUAUUCUAGGACACUCUUAAGAAUGUUCAAGAAUAACAUGCCUCAGUCCCACAGUGAUUAAUAUCUUCAUUUUUUUAAAGUUGAAACACACUCUGGGUCUUGUCUUUCUCCACUCUCCAUUACCUAUUCCAUAAUGCGGUUGGAAUGCUUCAUGUUCUACAGAUGCCCUUGUUUAGCACAAACAUCCUAGUGGCAGGCCUCAAGCAGAUAAGAGCUCUACAGCAGUGAUACCGUCUGUCAAGAACCUCUUCUCUGCUCCAGUGUUUCACAGUUUUGGCAUAGGAAUACUCUAUGUGUCAUUCCAGCUGCCGCGUGGACUUAUUUGUAAAUGCAUGACUUUAGCUGUCUGUUUGUGUGAAGUGAACAAAUCCAGAUCUGCUGUCAUUGUUCUGUAUCAUCAGUCUCUGACAAGAACAAAAGUAUUAUGUAUUUUCUUCUUCCAAUUAUUUCAGUCUUCAGACACUAGCUUUUGAAGGAGCCAGUAUCUUGGAGAUUAGUGUUUGGCCAUUUUUGGCAGUGAAUGAUAUGUUGGGGGAUGUUAUACUGUACUUCCGUUUUCUAAUGUCAAUCUUUGUUUACAGAAGAAAGCUAGUCGGGGAUUAUUUUUCUCACUGUGUUUUUUUUAUAUAUUCUCUUACUUUUGUUAACUUAAUUGAAAGGAUGGUGUGUCCUUUUACAUCACAGUGGAAAAUCUUUGCUUCUCUAUAUGUUUUUGGUUUAAAACUACCAUAAUCCCUUACCACACUGGCCAGAGAGAAUUGAAGCAUCUGAACGGUCAAGAAUUUUGCACUCCUGCCUUACAUCUUAGCAAUACGAACUUGUUGUCUCAAUAUUCUUUCUUAAAAUGUUCUUACAGUAAAAUUACUUUAUUAAAUAAAACAGAUGCAUUAUUACAUUACUCUAUUGAUAUGAAGUCUAAUUAAUAGAACUUGAGAGAUAUUAGUCUUCUGAUAUAUGUACAGCCAGCCUCCACAUUUGCUGGAAGACAGAAUACCUGUGGAAAUUUUAAAAAAUUCUCUAAACCUGAGACAACCUCUCUAGGAACCUUUACUUACUUACUUUACUUAGGUGAUCCCUUGUUGUUUGAGUGUGAUGGCCUUCGGUGGUGGAUACGUAGGUGACUGUAGAGCCCUAUUUUUGAUGUGCAUGUUCUUCCACAGUGAGGACAUCGGUUUCCAGGUGGAAGGUGGUCCUAAUCAGGGUUGGCUUCACGGGCCUUCCUCUUAGCAUAUUUCUCCCUUUUGCCCUUCAUUUGUGCCUGUUCCAAUUCCACAGCACUGCUGGUCACAGCUGACCUCCAGCUAGAGUGCUCAAGGGCCAGGGUUUUCCAGUUCUCAGUGUCUAUGCCACCGUUUUUAAGGUUAGCUUUGAGCCCAUCUUUAAAUCUCUUUUCCUGUCCAACAACAUUCCAUUUUCCGUUCUUAAGUUGGGAGUAGAGUAACUGCUUUGUGAGAUGGUGAUCGGGCAUUCAGACAAUGUGGCCAGUCCAGCAGAGUUGAUGGCAUAGGAGCAUCACUUCAGUGCUAGUUGUCUUUGCUUCUUCCAGCAUGCUGACAUUUGUCCGCCUGUCUUCCCAAGAGAUUUGCAGGAUUUUUCAGAGGUAAACAUGAUGGAAUUGUUCCAGGAGUUGAGUGUGACGUCUAUACACAGUCCAUAUUUCGCAGGCAUAUAACAGGGUUUGGAGGACAAUAGCUUUAUAAACAAGCACCUUGGCAUCCCUAUGGAUGUCCUGAUCCUCAAACCGGGUUUGAGGAACCUUUAGGUUUCUACUGAAAGUUGGCCAUAGAAUCACAGCAGGGAACCUAAAGAUCUCUAGGUCCUCCAGCAGAAGUUGACACUGGAGAAUCUAGGGCACUGGUUCUCAACCUGGAGUACCCAGAUGUUUUUGGCCUACAACUCCCAGAAAUCCCAGCCAGUUUACCAGCUGUUAGGAUUUCUGGGAGUUGAAAGCCAAAAAUAUCUGGGUACUCCAGGUUGAGAACCACUGAUCUAGGAGAUUCCUAGAGAGAACAUUUAUGUCAAAUCUAUGAACAAUCAAAUCUGCAAAAGAAAAACCUGCAUAUGUGGAGGCCUGAAUGUACCUUGUUGACAAAUGUGCAACAAAACACUGUAUGCAGAUAUGUAUCUGACCACAGUGUGGUGCUGUUGAUGCAGGCUUGAACUACAGCUGGAAUUUUCAACAGUAUUCCAUAAAAAGAUUUCUCUAUGCAUUGAAAAAUGUAAUAGAAUAUUUAUUGUCAUAUUCAAGAGACAGACAGAGCUUGAGAGAGUGAACAAGGAACAGAUAUGUUAAAUUAUUGAAAGGAAACCUAAAUGGAAGUAUGUAGUCAAUGUGCUGUUGGUAAACCAUGUCUGAUUUAAAAUAAAAUUAAUAUUUUCUUUAA
Molecule: messenger RNA, 6073 nt
Organism: Anolis carolinensis (green anole)
Lineage: Eukaryota; Metazoa; Chordata; Lepidosauria; Squamata; Anolidae
Gene: stn1
Product: STN1 subunit of CST complex
Exons: 10
Coding region: 809-1897 (362 amino acids)
Biological process (GO): telomere capping
Cellular component (GO): CST complex
Molecular function (GO): single-stranded telomeric DNA binding
Source: RefSeq, a predicted model, not a curated record